Colias croceus (clouded yellow) is the source of this 696-nucleotide messenger RNA. Its product is annotated as probable serine/threonine-protein kinase kinX. The transcript has a single exon. The record is from RefSeq and is a predicted model, not a curated record. NCBI's taxonomy places the organism in Eukaryota, Metazoa, Arthropoda, Insecta, Lepidoptera, Pieridae. Bases 1 to 696 code for a protein of 231 amino acids.
AUGAAAUACUUCUUGGUACUCGCAUUCGUGGCGGCUGCAUCAGCAGCUUCUCUGCCUCAGGGCAUGAGUCCUGCUGAGCUCAAUGAAGCUCUCUCAGCUCCCAGCAGUGACCCCGCUAGAAUUUUUGCCAUUUCUCAAAUCGUCCAAGGCGUCCUCGACGCUAUCUUCAAUCCUAUCAACGUUGGACCAGCUCUAGUUGAGAAGCCCGAAGAAAUCUCCGUCGGACCCGCUAUCAUCGACCCUGUAGAUGAAAUUCAAGUUGGCCCCGUCGUCGUGGGACCCGUUGAGGAAAUCUCAGUUGGACCCGCCAUCAUCGACCCUGUUGAAGAAAUCUCAGUUGGACCCGCUAUCGUCGACCCUAUCGAAGAAAUCUCAGUUGGACCCGCCAUUAUCGACCCCGUUGAAGAAAUCUCAGUUGGACCCGCUCUAAUUGACCCUCCCGCAUUCAACCCCUUCCCCUUUAACGGCCCCCUUGUCCAGGUCGUCGUUAACGUGGACUCAGCUUCUUCCGACUCAGUGGUGGUGGAGCAACCCGCUCUGGUCCCCGCUCCCGGCGCCGACCUCGACCAGAUCAAACCAGACCCCGUAGUCGUUGUGGACGCUCCUGAACCAGCUGUGAUUGCCCCAGAACCCGUCAAUGUCGGCAACCCAAUCUUCCCCGACCUCGCCAUCAACCUCCCCGAGCCCCUAAAUUAA